AUGUCUGAAUCUGAUGUCAAAUUUGUUAUAGAUAGACUCUCAACGAAAAUACCAUUUGAUGAGCUUGCCUAUUCAUAUAUAUUAUAUUACGAAGGAAAGAUGGAGUUAUCUAGACUUCAUACAAAAAUCAAUAAAUAUCCACAGGAUAAUGGUAUAUUUCCUCUUUAUUUUUCGAAGAAGGAUAGCGAAUUUAUAGAUUUAGAAAACAAAAUAUUAUCAAAAUACGUCAAAAUUGAUCAAGAAUUUAUUGAACAACUAAAAUACGUCGAUUCAGAAACAUUUGAAAUCAACAACGGAGUUGUUUCUAUAAAAACAGAGUAUACUAUUGAUGAUUUACAGACAAUACGAUUACAUCGAGCAUUAUAUCGCAAUUUAUCAGAUGAUGAUUGGACGAAUUUAAUAAAAAAUGAAACAUUUUAUUCAUUAUUCCAUACAUUCAAGAUAUCUGAAAUUCCUGAGGGUGAAUUUAACGUAGAUAGCACGAGUUGGUUAAUUCUUUCAGAAAUGCCUCCAGAAGAGUUUAUACUUAUUUAUCUUUUCGCAUACGCUGGGAUACAUGAAAUAGAGAUCAAAAAACUUAUUAAACUCUUCACUUCAACGAGUUUUACGAUUUUAUUUGAUUCAGUUCCUUGUAUUAAGUUAAUUCCAGAUUUAGCACAUGUCAUAGAAAAUUCCUCACUAUUCUAUAUGAUUGGAACCAAAUUAUGUCUUCAUCCUCCAAUAAUUUGGAAAAAUAAUCAAACAGGAACUUACGAUAUUAAGCCAUACAGGCAUCCAGAGGGAAAUUUCAGGUAUAUAAAAUCACCAGCUAUCAAAAUUACAAGGAGAAUUGAAAACAAAAACAAAACAGACCAAAUUGAUUUUGAAAAACCGUUCAAAGAAUUUAGAAAUCAUACCAAUGGCACUCCAUUCAGAAUAUAUGAACUUUACGAAUACUCAUUACUGCAUUUUGCAAGUGAAAAUAUCCCUAUUACUCCAGAACUUAGAAAUAACUUACUAUCUAAAUGCUAUGCCGUAGUUACUGAAGUUCUAGAUGAUGAUAAACAGGAUAUUGUCCCAAGACUUAAAUUUAAUCAGCAUGAUUUUGAUAAAAUAUUAGAAAUUGAUCAAAACGAAGAGUUUAAUAAAAUUAUUAAUAAGAAAUUGCCUAAAGUUGCAGAUGAAUUGGCUGAUUUAGCCGAUUUCGACCAUAUCAAUGACCAAACAAAAUAUAGAUUCAACACUCCUUCGGAUUUAUAA
Molecule: messenger RNA, 1239 nt
Organism: Trichomonas vaginalis G3
Lineage: Eukaryota; Parabasalia; Trichomonadida; Trichomonadidae
Exons: 1
Coding region: 1-1239 (412 amino acids)
Source: RefSeq, a predicted model, not a curated record